Molecule: messenger RNA, 2700 nt
Organism: Portunus trituberculatus (swimming crab)
Lineage: Eukaryota; Metazoa; Arthropoda; Malacostraca; Decapoda; Portunidae
Exons: 1
Coding region: 1-2700 (899 amino acids)
Source: RefSeq, a predicted model, not a curated record
AUGUCAGACGAAGGCAAGGAGUUGGCGGUGCGGAAGCGGACGGCUGCCAAGGGGUGGUUAACUCGUUCAUCCACAGCUUUGUUUAAGCUGCUACAGAGGCCUGAUGUGACGAGGUUGGAGCUGGAGGACGCUGUUAGUGACUUUGAUCAGCGUUUAGCCACCUUGGAUGAUGCCCAGGCAGCCGUGGAACUGGAACUCGACAAACCUACUGAGCUGGAGGCAGAUAUAGAGGCCGCCGACAGUUACCGACGCGGAGCUAGAGUCCCACGCAUGCAAGCAACCCAAAAACUGGCGGAGUUACUUCAACCCACUAAGAGUCAAGGUGAGCGUACCCAUAGUGAAUCUGGAUUAAGUAACAUUAGACUUCCACGUAUAGAAUUACCCAAGUUCAGUGGAGAAGUGCUUGAGUGGCAGACGUUUUGGGAACAGUUUGAAGCUUUAGUGGAUGAGUCGAAUCUUCCUACUGUUAGUAAGUUUGGCUACUUGCGCUCGUCUUUAGAGGGUGAGGCAAAGAGGACCAUACAAGGCCUAGCUCUCACUACUGCUAAUUAUCCCAUUGCUCGCGAGAUGUUAAAAGAGAGGUUUGGGAAGCCGGAGCGCAUAAUUUUUGCUCACAUUCAAGCACUACUGAACAUGAACGUACUUACUAAGUGUCAUGGGUCAAAAUACACUGCCUCACUAUGGAAACUACAGGAUCAGCUGAACUCCCAUGUUCGUUCUUUGGAAGUUUUGGGAGUGAAAGGUGACCAGUAUGGUGUUGUGCUUACCCCUCUAAUUUUAUCACGUCUUCCACAUGAUAUACGCAUGGAGUGGUCACGGGAGGGUUCAGGCCACGAGAGCGACCUAUCAUGGCUAAUGACCUUCCUCCAAAAGGAAAUAGAGCGGAGGGAGAGGUCAGACUCCUACAAAGAGGACUGCCGCCGUGAUGAGGGUAAGAGUGGAGCGUUAGCUUUGGAGAAGAGAAAAUCUCCCCCUGGUACGGCCUCUGCCCUUGUUACCUCUGCAGCAUCAGGUGUUUGUAAGUGUGGAUUUUGUGGUAAGCCCCAUCAAGGUGAGAAGUGCCCUACUAUUGUUAAACUUACUCAUUCAGAACUUGAAGAAAAGGUUCGGUUGUCUGAUUUGUGUUUUCGGUGCCUUACUAAGGGACAUAUAUCCAAAGGGUGUAAGUCUAAGUGUAGUAAGUGCAGGGGAAAUCAUAAUGCAGUAUUUUGUCUCAGAGAUCAGAAAGGGAAAAGUAAUGGUGAAUUGAAUGAAGAGUGUAAGCAAGAGAGUAAGGGCACUAGUGAAUCACCAGCCUUGAUGAAUCAUGUUGGUGUAGCACCUUGUAAGGCUAGGAAAGAUAAAGUUAACUCUGGCUCAAAGUGUUGUGUGCUACAAACGGCUAAGGUUAAAGUACUUACUAAUAAGGGAGUGAGUAUUGAAGCUACUGUGUUGUUUGAUCCAGGCUCGGAUAACUCUUAUGUUAGCAGUUCCUUGGUAAAGAAAAUCAAGCCUAACUGGUUAUGCUCAGAGCCUAUAUCUUACUCUGCCUUUGGUAGCAAACAUCCUAAGAAUCACUUGAGCAAUAUGUAUAGCAUCAGCCUAGAAGACAUUAAGGGUACCAGUCAUUCUUUAGUUGCUGCUGAAAUACCAAUCAUAUGUUCUCCCUUACUGCGACCUGGUGUACCUAAAGAUAAACUUCAAGCUUUCAACUCUUUGUGUCUAGCUGAUGAUUACCAACAAGACCGUCAAAUUUCUGUGGACAUAUUGAUUGGAGUUGAUUUCGGUUGGAAAUUCAUGAUUCCCAACCAAGUGAGUAAUGGUGAAGGGUUGGUAGCACAAGAAACUGUUUUCGGUUGGGUUCUAUCUGGUGUUUGUAGUUCAGAUAAUGUGUUUGGUACAAGUUCACAGUUAUUGUGUUUUAGUAAUAUGUCUGAGUCUCUGUUACAUAAAUUUUGGGAUUUGGAUUCAGUGGGUAUAUCUACUAAUGAAGUGACCAAAUCUAGUACUAAUGAUUCUGUGCAGCAGAAAUUUAAUGACAGUGUAAAGUUUGUAGGUGGAAGGUAUGAGGUAGCACUACCUUGGAAAUCAGAUUUUGCUAAAUCUGAUCUACAAGAUAAUGUGAAGAUUGCUGAGAAACGUCUGUUUAACCUAUGCCGUAAAUUUCAGAAGAAUCCACAACUCAAGGAGGAGUACGAUGGUGUUCUGAGGCAGUACGAGGAGGAGGGAAUAUAUGAAGAGGUCCCCCCUUCUCAGAUGGAGAGUGUUCAUCCCACUUACUACCUACCCCAUCGUCCUGUUAUACGUGAGAACAGCUCUUCUACUAGGGUGAGACCAGUCUUUGAUGCCUCGGCACCCAGCUACAACGGUUUGUCUUUAAAUGAGUGUUUAGAGACUGGUCCCUCUCUGAAUCCAGAUCUCGUUGAAGUACUAUUGAGAUUUCGUAAAUGGCAAGUAGCAAUAACAGCUGAUAUUACCAAGGCAUUCCUUCAAAUUAAUGUGCGUGAGGAAGAUCGGGAUGUGCACAGGUUCUUGUGGAUGUGUAAUGAUGUAGUCCGUACUAUGAGGUUUAUCAGAGUUCCCUUUGGUAACAAAAGUAGCCUUUUUCUGCUCAACGCCACUAUCAAACAUCAUCUCAAUGUUGGUAAUGAGUCAGAUUUGGGAGAAAAGGAAUCAAUUAAGGUGUUGGGUAAUGGGUAUGCAGUGGGAGGUAUCAAAUGA